CACGGAGUAAUCGUGCACUACUGUCAUUUCUAUCGACAUCGCCAUCGCCCUCGCUGCCGACGCCUUCCUUUCUGGUUCUGAAACAAAACGCCUUCAUCCUCGCACCAUAUUCAUGCCAUACAGCUCCGGUUCACCAUCUCUGCAAAAAAUGGAGGCUAGUCGCAUGUACGGCGCUCGCAAGCCUAGAUUCAGCUGCGGUCAGAUCAUUGGCGAUCCAUUCGCCCUCGCUACUUCCUCGAUAGCGAUCAUCGCCUGGCUCAUCGCCUUUGUAGCUUCGGUCAUCUCCAAGAUCCAUGGCCAAUAUCCCAACUACUCGUGGUGGGCGCUUGUCUACAUGUUUUUCUGCAUUGUAGGAGUUCUGGUUACGGUCGCCUCGGACUCCGUCUUCACCUACCACGUUGCUAUUGUGGGCUUCCUAGCUGCUGGCCUCGUCUUCACAACAUCCUCGGUUAACUCCCUGGUCUACUCCUCAGAUGGUGCCCACGAAGCAGCUGCAGCCGGCUUUAUUCUCCUCUCAAUGGUUGCUAUCGUCUGGAUCUUUUACUAUGGCUCCCAGCCCACCGCCUCUAGCCGCAACGUGAUCGAUUCCUUCGCCCUUCACAGAGACAGUCGCGUGCCGUCGCGCAUGUCUCGCCAGCCUCAACACAACAGCUACCGUCCCGAGACCUCGGUAUCGCAACAACCGCAAAUGUAUACAUCGGCCCAACUUGGCGGCUUCGAGACUUCGUCGCCUGUCACCGGCUUCCCUGGAGGAGCAUUGGGAGCGAUGGAUAGCAACCGUGACAGCGGCGCUCGCUACGGACAAAACAACUUGGCUCCUCACUCAGCAGCCACAGACCGACCCAACUCUACCGCAGUAGCUCCAGCAGAGUACCCUUACCGCGCAAAGGCCAUAUACAGCUACGAAGCCAACCCUGACGACGCCAACGAAAUCAGUUUCAUCAAACACGAAGUCUUGGAAAUUAGCGACGUGAGCGGAAGAUGGUGGCAGGCCAAAAAGGAGAACGGCGACACUGGUAUUGCACCCAGCAACUACCUCAUCUUGCUGUAGGGCUUAUGCUACUCCACGCGCCGCGCUCUUGUUUGGGGACACACCGAACAACCUCUGCUCCUUUCUGUUUUUCUGCGCAUGAUACCAGUGGUCUAGGCCGCAGUCCCCUUUUUAUGUUUUGAUGUUGAAUUACUGUUUUCUGGAUUGGCAAUGGCGUCUGGGAGGGCGUUUUUUGUUUUGUUCUGUUCAAUGUGCCGGCACAGGCGCCUGAGUCUUUAUUCAUCACUUUCUUACGACGAUGGUCCACUUGCAGAUGUUUUGAGUUUGGUUUGGGAAGCGCUGGGGAAUGCUCCAGCAUGCAAAAUGGUGGAUGCGACAUCAAAUUCAAUACUGUUUGU
Molecule: messenger RNA, 1389 nt
Organism: Aureobasidium subglaciale EXF-2481
Lineage: Eukaryota; Fungi; Ascomycota; Dothideomycetes; Dothideales; Saccotheciaceae
Exons: 4
Coding region: 113-1051 (312 amino acids)
Molecular function (GO): protein binding
Source: RefSeq, a predicted model, not a curated record